AUGGUUCCCGCCCACAGGCCUCAGUCAGGGCUCCAGUCUCACUGGACAGACCAGCCAUGUGGCAGAAGAAGGGUCAUCCUUAUAAGAGCAAAGCAAGGUCCCAAACUGAUCCAUGAGGAGCUAGAAGAGAUGAGGGAUUCCUGGGUCCCGGACACGCGCAGGGACACGGGCAGGAAGCUAGACGACGCAGCGAGUGUAUACAACCCUUCAGGGCAGCCAGAGAAGACUGGAAGCCCCGACGGGGCGGUCUCGGAGUGCCGGGCUGGGGCUGAGGGGAGAGUGCGCGAGGGUGUGUGGGGACCCCAGGCCAGCCCCGCGGACGGUCCCGCCCAGCGGGGCCCGGAGCAACUCGGGCAGCCGGGGGGCCGGGGCCGAAGCCGGGGGGAGCCGGGGCCGGGGCCGGGGCCGGGGCCAGGGGCGGCGAAGGCGCUGUCGGGACGCCCGGACCCGGCUGAGCCCCGGGAGCCGCGGAAGGCGGGCGGAGCUGGGAGCACUUCCCCAGGCGUCGGGUGGCGCCGAAGCUCAGCACGCGAGGCAGAGGGUCUCUCGUUCAUCACCUUUGUCUGCUAUGUGGCAUCCUCUGCAUCUGCCUUCCUCACAGCGCCUCUGUUGGAGUUCCUGCUGGCCCUCUACUUCCUCUUUGCCGAUGCCAUGCAGCUGAACGACAAGUGGCAGGGCUUGUGCUGGCCCAUGAUGGACUCCCUGCGCUGUGUCACAGCCGCUCUCAUCUACUUUGCCAUCUCCAUCACAGCUGUCGCCAAGUACUCAGACGGAGCUUCCAAAGCAGCUGGGGCUUUUGGCUUCUUUGCCACCAUCGUGUUUGCAAUUGAUUUCUACCUGAUCUUUAAUGGCGUCGCCAAAUUCCUCAAACAAGGGGACUUUGCAGAAGAGAACACAGCCAACAAGGCGGAAGAAGAGAAUUCCGACUCUGACUCUGACUGAAGGCCUCCCCGCCCCAGCAACCCGAGCCACGCGGGCCCCCACUGCCGCACCUUCGGACCAGGCUUGCCGCCGUGGUCAGGGCACCGCGUGUGCUGGGAGAGAGGCGGUGACUUUUCAAGCGGCAGCUGCUGACGGAGCUGGCCUCCUCGUGGCCCCAAGGUGACUUGCCCAAGCCUGGCAUACAAAACGGCACCCCUCGGCUGAGCACCGUCUAACCACUGCACACACGGGGGCAUCGUGAAUAUUCUGCCACGUCUCAUUUCUGCCCCACAGACCUUAAGCCUUGUAACCUCUCUGCCAAAAAUAAGCACAAGGGGACAAAGCUCACGGAGCCUUGUUACCUCCAUCACAGGAAGCAGUUCAGGCUGGAGACCCACCAACAGCAUAAACCAAGUAGGACAGAAGCCACCACGGGGCCAACCUGCUAGGCCCCAGGGAUUUUUGUCUGCAUUUGGUGUCCCACUCAUGCCAGGCACUUUGUCGAGAAUGAUCCUUUCAAGAUUCUUUUGUUCAAGGAGCACUGAUACCCUCUUCAUUUUUGAAGCAGGGAGAAAACCGACCUUUGCUCUCAUCUAGGAGCAAGCAGGUCACGGUGCCCAUAAUGGGGCCUCCCACCCUGGGGAGCCACGUCGUCGCCAGGUGACAUGACAGUUGGAGAUUAGCUUACCAGAUCCAAAAGAUCAAGGGUACCUAACCACAAAAUAACUGACAGCAUUCUGGGGGGCUGGGCAGGCUCAGCCGAACCCUUUCCCGGGGGCCCACCGGCCGGCAAGGGGCUCUCGGGCACUCACUCAGGAUGAUAUGUUUCUCACACCAGAGCAGGUCUCCUGACUGCCUCUCGAGAGGUGAGAUGUGCCUUCUGUGUUCACCUAAGCACAUGUGCUGUGUGUCUAUGUUCAAUGGGAUUUUAUAACUUUAUGUAAUUUUUUUUUUUUUUUUACACAAAAGUAGCUUUUUAAAUGGCAUUUCCUCUGUCCCAAGAGGUCUUAUGAAUGAGCCAGAUCUGGACCCAUGUCUUGGGCAUUUGUAACCUUUGUUCUUCUCUUGCAUGUGAAAAAAGCCAUAAUGGAUUAAACCAGACUGACUAUG
Molecule: messenger RNA, 2031 nt
Organism: Ailuropoda melanoleuca (giant panda)
Lineage: Eukaryota; Metazoa; Chordata; Mammalia; Carnivora; Ursidae
Gene: CMTM3
Product: CKLF like MARVEL transmembrane domain containing 3
Exons: 7
Coding region: 1-942 (313 amino acids)
Cellular component (GO): membrane
Source: RefSeq, a predicted model, not a curated record